Messenger RNA from Chanos chanos (milkfish), 2925 nucleotides. It is a transcript of the gene sun1a, whose product is annotated as Sad1 and UNC84 domain containing 1a. Gene Ontology annotation, cellular component: nuclear envelope; meiotic nuclear membrane microtubule tethering complex. The transcript is spliced from 22 exons. The record is from RefSeq and is a predicted model, not a curated record. Gene Ontology annotation, molecular function: protein-membrane adaptor activity. The coding region runs from base 1 to 2925 and encodes 974 amino acids. Lineage: Eukaryota; Metazoa; Chordata; Actinopteri; Gonorynchiformes; Chanidae.
AUGGACGUUUCAAAAGCAUAUACAUACACCACGCAACAGUGUGCACAAGAAAACACAGGCUAUACCUACUCUUCCAGUUCCAGCUAUUCCUCAACAGCGCUGGACUUUGAGAGAGCGCACAGGAUCACUCCCGUCUUUGACACCCCCAGGAUGUCCCGACGCAGCCUGCGUCUGAACACUACCGGCGGUCACUAUGGCGACAGCAGCCUGCUGGACUCUUCGCUCAAUCAUACUAUAUCCUACAGUGCUAGGGGGUCAGGCCCCGGAGAGAGCAGGACACUGAAGAGCAGGAGGUCUCAUUACUCGGCAUCUGGGUCAGCCUCAGUGCUCCAGACGCCGCAUAAGAACCAGUCAGCGUCUGCCUCAGUGCUGCAGGCUCAGAACAGCAGCCUCCAUAGCUGCGCAGCCAGCGACGCCUCGCUGCUCUCAUCACUGCUUGAUGAGUCUUGCAUUCAGGAGCGCACGCUUGUCGACAGCUUCUGGGGUUUAGAUGAAGAUGUUGAUCACAAAGACCAAAGCAAAGUGCUGGCUAAUGGUGACAUCACCACGGCCCAGACUCAGACCUCUAUGGUGAACAGCUACGCCUGUAAAGAGUGUAACCUCCACACAGACAGGAAAGAUGAGCCAAUGAUGUAUUCCUCCACCUCCAAGUUCUCCUCUUCCUCCUCAUCCAACCAGUGGUGUUCCACAGGCGAUGGAACCUCGAUCGCAGCAGGCUCUCCACCCACGACAGUCUACCAGAGAGAGAAGAGUAGGAGGCAGAAGACUGGUGUCAUUACAGCACUUUCUGCAGUCUGCUCGCGUUACCGCAGGGCACUGUCAGCUUCCAUACUAUACGUGUAUACGCUGUUUGCCCAGAGCGUUCUACCAAGGAUACGUAAAGAGGGUAAAGGUGUGCUGGGGUCAGCGUGGAGUAGCUGUGUACAAGCCUCGGAGGUGGUGGCUGAAUCCACAGUCUCAGCUCUGAGGCUGAUUGGGCAGUGUGCUGUGCUCUGGAGAGCCAGUAAUACUAGUGCUGAUGGAGCUCAUUCAAGUUUUUGUGGAAGCGUGAAUGUGAAAGGGCAGCUGAUGCAAGAGGAUCACAUGGAUCUGAAUGGCGCUUUGUGGUUUGGUUUGUUGAGGUUGGGACAGGGUGUUCUCUCAGCAGGCUGGAUGGUCACACAGAAGACUCUUUCUGCUGUCUGGUCGGUCGCAUUGUUUUCAGGGAAAGCAGUGUCAGGAGCAUUCUGGUGGCUUGGAACGGCAUGGUACCAGCUGGUCAGCUUUAUGUGUCUUCUGAAUGUUCAUGUUUUGGCACGGUACUUUGGUAAACUACUUAAGUUUCUGUUGUGUCUGCUGCCUUUCAUCCUGCCGCUCGCUCUAUGGUAUAGCGGGCCACGCUGUUUGUUGGCCUUCUUCCUUGGUGCCAACAAUACCGAAUGGCAAACAGACUCUAUCCCGAGCUACGCACACGCACCUGUGGGCGACGCCCAGAGGGCACAGCCGCCCAUGGCCCCAGCACUCUCUCACACAUGGGAACAGGGUUCUGCGCCGUUAUCUGAGGUGGACUCUGAAAGGAUGGAGAGGCUGGAGCAGAGACUGGUGGAGCUGUGGGAGCGGGUGGCUGGGGCAGGGGCCAGGCAGGAGCAGCAGCACGCUGAGGUGCUUGGCCUCUACGGCUCCCUGCGCGAGGAGUUUGAUAGGAAAACAGACAAGAGCAGUAUGGAGCCGUGGUUGAACGGCCUGCUGGAGGACGGGUUCGGCAUGCUGAAGGCGCAGCUGGACAGAGAAGCAGAACGCACGCUGCGGCAACAGGACCACUAUGCAGAGCAGCAACGCACUCAAGGGUCUCGGCUUUCUGAGAUGGAAACCCUACUGCAGACCUUGGCUCUCCAAACUGAGGAGAUACAGAAAAGACAAGAGGUCGCUGAAACUGUCACUCCUGUUACUCUCAGGAGUGAAGGGGACGGCAGCUCUCAUGCAGCUCUCCUGGCUGAGGUUCAGAGACUGGAAGAGGCUCUGAGCAGCAUCAGAGCGGAGCUGCAGGGCCUGAUGCCAUGCCACGGAAGGUGUGCACAUCUGGACUCUCUUCAUGAAACAGUGUCUUUGCAGGUGAGACAGGAGCUGCGUACUCUGUUUUUUGGUGGAGAGGAGGCAGAGUUUGCCGAGCUCCCAGACUCCCUGCUCCAGUGGCUGUCCACGCAGUUUAUCCGUGGCUCUGACCUGCAGGCUUUGCUCGGUGCACUUGAGCAGAGCAUUCUGGCGAACAUCUCCCUUGAGACUGCGCAAUCCCAGCAGCCCCCCUCUGCAGACGCCGUCACUCAGACUGUCCUGCAAACCAUCAACGAAGCUGGAUUAUCAGAGGAGCAUGUGCAAAAGAUUGUAGAAAACGCUCUGCGACUUUACUCGCAAGACCGUAUUGGCCUUGUGGACUAUGCUCUGGAGUCUGGAGGUGGCAGCAUUUUGAGCACACGUUGCUCAGAGACGUACGAGACUAAGACUGCACUGAUGAGUCUUUUUGGUCUCCCACUCUGGUAUUUCUCCCAGUCUCCGCGGGUUGUCAUACAGCCAGACGUUCAUCCUGGGAACUGCUGGGCCUUCAAGGGUUCCCAUGGUUACCUUGUGAUCCGCCUGUCAAUGAAGAUCUUGCCCACAGCGUUUUCUCUAGAGCACAUCCCCAAAGCCCUGUCUCCAACCGGCAAUAUCAGCAGUGCGCCGCAGAACUUCACCGUCUAUGGUCUGGACGAUGAGCAGCAGGAAGAGGGGCAGCUUCUCGGCCAUUACACUUACAAGGAGGACGGGGAUCCUCUACAGACGUACCCUGUCACGGAGAAGAACACCAAAGCUUUUCACGUCAUUGAACUGCAAGUACUAAGCAACUGGGGCCACCCAGAAUACACCUGCUUAUACCGCUUCCGGGUCCACGGACAACCUUUGCCCCAUUGA